This is a messenger RNA of Entrophospora sp. SA101, 591 nucleotides long. Lineage: Eukaryota; Fungi; Glomeromycota; Glomeromycetes; Entrophosporales; Entrophosporaceae. The record is from the annotation of a GenBank genome assembly.
AUGUCUUUGGGUCUUGAAUGCCAAAUAACAGUUCCCAAUGAUUCCCCAAGUUCUUUGGGGUUGUUUUUUAUUAGUGUUAAAUUUGAUGAAAUAGAUCCUAACGAUAUUAGUUCGGGAAGUGGUGGGACUUUUGUUCUUGGAACUCUUGAAGAAACUGUUAAACUUGCUAGACGUGGUGUUUCUAUAGUAAGAGCAGUUCCUUUUGUUGGUAGUGCAGCUGCAGGUUUUAUUGAACUAGCACUUCACGGUGUUGAAUUCUCGAUCGAUCGUCUAAAAGAUUUAAUGGUUGAAGCAUCAUUUAGUGGGAUACAUGCCGACAUUGGAGAUCUAAAAGAAGGACAAGCCAAACUAAAUGCCAAAGUAGAUGCUCAAGAUGACAAAAAAGAUGACAAAAAAGAUGACAAAAAAGAUGACACAAUAUAUUGGUUUAUGUGUCCCAAUUUUUUGAGAUUUACUCUACUAAGUCUGAGAGCAGGUUUGAAUAUUAAGAAGUUUGGAGGAUUUGAAUUUGGUGAAUCUAAUAAGUUUUCACAAAAUUGUGAUAACAACUUAACAGCCUCUUCAAACCUAAUGUUAUCAUAUUCUAAAUAG